Alosa alosa (allis shad) is the source of this 2923-nucleotide messenger RNA. Its product is annotated as bromodomain and WD repeat-containing protein 1-like. Gene Ontology annotation, molecular function: protein binding. Lineage: Eukaryota; Metazoa; Chordata; Actinopteri; Clupeiformes; Clupeidae. The transcript is spliced from 15 exons. Bases 223 to 2532 code for a protein of 769 amino acids. The record is from RefSeq and is a predicted model, not a curated record.
AGUAUGGAACUGAUGGAGAUGAACUGACCUGAGUGGUUAUAGGUUACAUAAGAGUGUUUAGCAUGUAAUACAUAUUCGUUCACGCGAGCCUGUUUUGGCUUUUCAAUGUUUAAUAUUGGUUGAAAGUUGAAAUCCGUUAUAGCCACUGGAAGGAAAUCAGUAUUUUUCAGUAAGCCAGAGAGCACUGACAUCACAGAGAUCUGUAGUACACUGAAGGACAUCAUGGAGUACUCUAACAAUGUAACCGAGCCAGGUGCAGAGCCUGCACCUACGCUUGGCCCUCAGGCUUGGAAGAAGCAGUGUAGACGUCUGCUCGAUGACAUAGUCGAGUCUGAGGAUUCUAAGCCUUUCCGUCAGCCUGUGAAGCAGGACUCAGUCUCUUACAAUGCAGAGGCUUUUGACCCACCAAUGGAUUUUGGGACUGUACGGCGUACUCUAGAGCAGGAUGGAUACGAGAAUCCUAUCGAGCUUUGCAAAGAUGUUCAGCUAAUCUUUGUCUAUGCAAAAGCCUACUCGCCAAACAAACGCACAAAGAUGAACAGAACAAGUGUGCGUCUGUCUGCGUUUUUUGAGGAACGCAUCAGAGAGAUCGUAUCUGAUUACAAGGCGGCAUUGAAAAGCAGUGAGACGCUGCAUGACAGCCAGGCCUUCCACAAGAGACAGCAAUGCCAGGAGCCUCCGACACCCAACCACGGAUCCAUUAAGUGGGCUCUGCUGCCUGAGGAGAGAGUGCAGUCUAGCAGACAAACCAAACCGGAGUGUAUUGGCAUAGAUCUCUAUAACGCACUGGAGAAUAUUGUAGAGAAAAUAGAUACCUUCCUCGAACAGAAAGCGACGAGUAAUGACUUGAAUGCUGAAGUGCCUGGAACAUCCUGUGGACCUGGUUUGCGUCAGCUGGGAGUAGAGCCUGAACCUAUACCUGCCCCUGAGGCUUGGAAGAAGCAGUGUAGACGUCUGCUGGAAGACAUAUUAGAGUCUGAGGACUCCAUGCAUUUCCGUCAGACUGCGAACCAGGACUCAGACACUGACGAUGACAUCUUUGACCCACCAGGGGAUUUCGUGACUGUACGGCGCACGCUAGAGCAGGAUGAAUACAAGAAUCCUAUUGAGCUUUAUAAAGAUGUUCAGCUGAUUUUUGGCUAUGCAAAAGCCUACUGCCCGAACAAACGUUCAAAGAUGUACAAAACGACUAUGCGUCUGUCUGAGCACUUCGAGGAGCACAUCUGGAACAUCAUAUCCGAUUACAGGACGGCAGUGAAAAGCACCACCAGCAACCAGAAAAGGCCUGCUCUGAAAGCUCCGGAAAAAGUGGUGGUGAAAUCUUCAACCAAAUCUACCUCAGCCAAAGUGACUGCAGCGGAGAGGAACUGCACGAGAACGCGCCGGCGACACGGACAACGCAGGUCCCCCACCCCCAUGUCCUCAUCCGAUGAUGAGGAGCAGGUGUCUUUGAUAUUAGAGAGCGAGACUGAAGUGAGCCUGAGCGACUGGGAUGACCUUUCACCUUUGUGUCAACAACAUGUUCGGAGAGACAAAUGGCGGUCCAGCCAGCCUACUCGGCUCAAAGUUGGCAAUUGCUUGAGAAAGGAGAGCAAGAGUGAAGUGAGUCAGAGCGACUGGGAUGAUAUUUCACCUUUGUGUCAACAAAAUGUCUGGAGAGACAGGCCACGGUCCUGCGGACCCACUCGGAUCCAAAUGGGUAACCACUUGCAAAGGGUUAAAAGUGAACAUGAAGAGAUGGCAUCUGGAGGAGAGAGGAGUGAGGGCAGGAUGGAGAGCGGUGUCUCCUCAUCACGUUGGAACGGAGAGAGAAAAGGAGGGAGCCACCAACCAAUAAAGAAGUGUGUCUCUAAGGGACGAAACGAGUCUACUAGAUGCACUUCACGGAGACACAACAAGUGCAAAGAGGCUGCCAGGGAAGGGAAACACUUGUUCUGCCGAAAACUACAACGGAGGCCAUCCCCUAAGAAGAAGUAUGCGCUCGAUGACUCUGAAGGAGACCUGGAAGGUUGUCACUCGAAAAGUGGGAAAGGCUUGAUCGGUGACCAAAGGCAUGGAGCCAAACAGAAACGCGCCAUAGCUUCCGAAUCAGACCAAAGACGCUGUGGCAAGAAACAAAAAGCACGGGAGCUUUCCGAGACUGGGAGUGAUCGCGAAGAAUUCCAUGCACGGAAAACAAAAAAGGUGGCACCAUCGAGAGGUUCCCUCAGGGAGCACAUAGGGAGGUUUCUCUUUGAGGGAGAGAAGAAGACCAAGACUCGACUUGGCCAGAGGGGAAGCUACAGGUCACAGAAAUAUAUUUGCUCUAGCUCUGAGGGUGACGAUGAGGAAGAGGAGGUAAGGAGCAAGACUCGCCUGAAGGCAAACCACAUGUCGCAGAAACUCAGUCAGAAAUGUGGUUCCUCCAGCCCUACGGAGGAGGAGGAGGAGGAGGAGGAAGAAGAGGAGGUGGAGGAAGAAGAGGAGGUGGGGAGCAAGUCUCGACUUGGUCUGACAUUGCAGGGAUCGGAGAAAGAGGAGGAGGAAAAGUAAGGCUCCAAGCUGAGAUAAAGAGAUAAAAGAGAAGAUGUCAGCUAGAGAGUAAGGUGGUGCACGUGGGAGGUCCAUACGAUGAUGAUGUCUUGCAUGGGAAAUUCUGAACGGUCACUAAAAUCUGAAUCAGGAACUAUUGAUUGAGAAAUCAGUAAUUGUUUGAAAAUGAAACGAUUUCUCAUUGGCAAGAAGUUCUAAUGUUCUGCGUUUUUGUAGCUUCAGUAUUAAGGUCCUUGACAGAUUUUGAAGAAUGCACCUGUUACUUGCAGUUACUCAGUGGUUUGUUUGUGUGUGUUCCUGCGAAUGCAUGUGUGUCCUUGUACAAGAGGGGUUUUCUGUGAGGACGUUUUUUGAUCACUGUUAUCUUAUAGCCAGCACUUUUACCAACAGA